Acyrthosiphon pisum (pea aphid) is the source of this 1470-nucleotide messenger RNA. Its product is annotated as transcription factor Ovo-like 2. NCBI's taxonomy places the organism in Eukaryota, Metazoa, Arthropoda, Insecta, Hemiptera, Aphididae. The record is from RefSeq and is a predicted model, not a curated record. The coding region runs from base 1179 to 1400 and encodes 73 amino acids. The transcript is spliced from 2 exons.
UUUUACCAGGAUACCAAUUCAAAUACUAACACGAUUUAAUUGUUUAAUAUAAUUUGAUGUUUAUUCAAUACAAAUAUCAUAUACAUACAUAUUAUAUUAUAAGUUAUGGUGUUAUAAUGAACAUGUGUGGUCACCCGACGACAUCAUACGAUUCAGAUUUACAUAUACGGGCUUGACUAUUACUAUUAUCGCGAUUAUUACCAACAUCAUACGGUUCUGAUUUACAACAACAGGCUUGAAUGCCUCUAUUAUCACUACGUUUGCGAUUAAAUUCAUUUUUUACAUUUUCAAUAAAUUCCAUGCCUUUAUAUAAUAAUACGAAUACACAUUUGGGGUUGUGCAUGGCGUGUUGCUGCCACACAUCGUCAUUUUCCUACCAUUGCCCCAACAAUAACCCGCAGUAGUGACAUUGAACCAAAUCCUCAGUCCCGGUAUAAGUGAAUCCGCUGGUGGCCAGUGAAUAUUUAUCUUGACACGAUCGAGCCGGGUGUGAAUCGAAUGUUUUCAACCUUGAUAAAAAGCUUGUAUACUGAGGAUAUUCCGGAUCCGAGUUCUCAUGUACUAAACGCACUAGUGAUCGACAAUCGGUGGUACAUUUUAAUAAAUUCAUUGCAAAUGAAACGUAGAAAAAUAUUUUAAAUCGUAAAUAAUGCGUUCCAACUGUUAACGUUUAAACGUGAAUAAGACGCUUCUAACCAGUGUAACCGUCUGUAAGCAACUGUCGGUUAUAUGGCGAAAGCUACCGGCCGUUGCAAGACAUAUACAGAAUAAUAAUAAUAUAAUUAUAUAAAUUAAAAUAUUUAGGUAUCUCCAGUUAUCAGAUAACAGCUUGUUGACCGACGUAGGCAGAUCUGUGGCAUAUUAUUGCCGUCACCAGACGCUUAUCAUUGCCGACACAUGUCGCGCGCGAUGUGUAUAUUGCGAGCGUUAAUAUUAUAAAAUGUAUUAUGUCCCAGCGCCACUUAGUACUAGCGGUCGAAUAUUUCUACAGCCUUUAUAGAUAAUGUCGGAUACCCCUCACCGUCCGCCCGCCCACCACAGCAUCCGAUAUUCGGGUCCACUGCCAGCGCAUAUGUCCUACAGAUCAGACGGUCAGUGCAGCUCGACGAAAACUGUUGUACAUUCAUAUUACCUCGCUCACUCUGUUAAAUAACUUCUCUAGUAUUAAAUAUUUAAAAAUGUUUAACUGUGUGUUAUGUGAUAAAGUGUACGUUCAUAAGCGUGAUUUGAACAGACACGAUAAAACCCACAAUGGAUCGGUGAUUUCGUGUGGAAUAUGCUUCAAGACGUUCGUCCAGCGGAACAAUCUCAAUAUUCACGUUCAAAAAUGUCACAAAAUCGCUAAAGACACUCCAGAAUUCCACAGUGCUAUACGAAUAGGCGGUGCAAUGGGUAUAUAAUUUUUUUCUCUUAUAAAUAAUAAUAAGGACACUAUUUUAAUAUUAAUAAUAAUAUAUUAUAUUAGGUCGC